AUGACUACCUUCCUCAGCCUCCCCGUCGAAGUUCGAGAGAAUAUCUACCGCUUCAGUCUCCCAAGACAGCAACUCAAACUGCAGGCUUUCUGCGACCCAGACUGGUCCGACGCUGAGAAACCGGCUGGCAUCCCAGCCCUGUUCUUCGUCAACAAAACCAUCUCGGCCGAAUCUGCGCCAAUCUUUUAUUCUCGCGCCGUGCUCAACAUCACACCCCCGAGCCUAUCUUCCUUCCUGGCGAAUUGUUUGGCUAGCACUGGUCCAAAUAUCAACCUAGCCUUGGGCUUGGACCUCGAGUUUUCCUCAUGCCCGCGGCGGCAUCUGCAGCGCAUCACUGAAUCACACAUCUACGGCCGCCAACGUCAGGUCCUCUCGGCCGAAGCAUAUGAGGCACUCCUCCGCUGGCUGGUCGACAACACGGCGGUGCAGACGGUUCACUUGUCUUGGCGUCUCAUGACGAGAUUACGAGGCGCACGAGUAGACCUCAAGGCCGCCUUCAAUCUCUACACUGCUGCCGCGAGUCUGUCUUUGGUACGGAGGGUUUACGUGUACAGUACUCACAGUCGAUCGUCCUGGGAAUCGACGCGCUAUCUCGAACUGAAGAAAGCCUUGAACGGACGGGAUCUGCCUGACGUCCAAGUUUACGUCCUUGAAGAAGGUGGCCAGCAUGAUGCACUUUUGGAUCCCCGAUGGGAUGCACGCAAGAGCGACGACGCCGAAAGACGAGAUAUGAAAAGGAAGCAUUGCAACGAAUGA
Fonsecaea pedrosoi CBS 271.37 is the source of this 756-nucleotide messenger RNA. RefSeq lists its product as uncharacterized. The record is from RefSeq and is a predicted model, not a curated record. Bases 1 to 756 code for a protein of 251 amino acids. NCBI's taxonomy places the organism in Eukaryota, Fungi, Ascomycota, Eurotiomycetes, Chaetothyriales, Herpotrichiellaceae. The transcript has 2 exons.